Molecule: messenger RNA, 1671 nt
Organism: Sycon ciliatum
Lineage: Eukaryota; Metazoa; Porifera; Calcarea; Leucosolenida; Sycettidae
Product: transcription intermediary factor 1-beta-like
Exons: 1
Coding region: 1-1671 (556 amino acids)
Biological process (GO): protein monoubiquitination
Molecular function (GO): zinc ion binding; ubiquitin protein ligase activity
Source: RefSeq, a predicted model, not a curated record
AUGGCUGACGAUCGUGAAGUAGUUCAUAAUGCCGUCGGCAAAGAUGUGAGCAGUCUUCGCUGCUGCGUGGCGUGCCACAGCGUAGCAGACUCUCUCAAGAUGAAGGUAAUGAAUUGCUUGCACGCCAUGUGCGUCCCGUGUCUCGGACAACAUUUGACCAAAGACGGAACGGUGUCGUGCUUCAAAUGCCUGACUGUGGCAGCAUCAGGUAUGCCAGGAGUAAGACUGGAGGAAUCCCUAGCCGACUGGCCAGUUCAAAAGGUAGAGACGAGAGGCAAGGAAGGUAGCGAGCUGCAAUCAGAUCAUUCAGAGAAACAGCACGUAUGCCAAAGCCUAGAAUGCGAGGGAGAAUCUUCCCCAGCUACCUCGCUAUGUGUCGACUGUGGAUUAUACAUGUGCGAGGGACAUGAGAAACUACAUUUGAUGAAGAAAAGCUGCCGUGAUCACCAACUCCAGUCAAUGCACACAAUGAGAACGGCAGCCGACCAGGACGACACAGUCGUUGAUUCAGAAUUUCUCCAUUGUAGCCUGCACCCACGUUUUCCUGUGAAAUCCUACUGCAAGCAAUGUGAACAGUUGAUAUGUCAGAGGUGCUGGGAGCAGUUUCAUGCUAGCUGUUCACUGAGUGUUGAAGAUAUUUCCACAGCAGCUGAGAGAAAACGAUCUCAGUGGAAGACUCUCUUAAGUGAUUGUAGCGACUCGUGGAGGGAGCACCUCAGUGGCAUGAAUGUCAACAUUGCAGCACACACUGCAGACAUCAAUGAGAAGGUGGAGGCAUUGUCAGAGGAGAUUGUAGCUGAUUUCAAAACGCACAUGAAAAACCUGCAGCGCAGACAAGAAGAUCUUCUGAAUGAGCUGGACGCUCGGCGCUGGAAAGCAUUGAAAGACCUGGAGAAGCAAUCCGGCAUUGUGGAAAAGAAAACAUUUCAACUGGAUUGCUGUGAGCAUUUCGUGCACAACCUUGGCGACAGUUAUCUCUUGACUGCAGAGAAGAUCCUGCAGACACAGAUCAAGGAUAUUGUCAAUAGCAACGAGGAAGCUGAUACCAGUGAUGAUCAUCUAGUGGAUGUUGAUUUCACUGUAUCCUACCGUGCAUUUGCAACGGAUGAUGAUGAGGAGAAGAUGCGUACAUCACAGCUGGGACGUCUUGUCGACUCUGCGUCCUGCACAGAGCCAGUGAAGAAGAACGCUGUACACGUGCAGCCAGUGUUCGAUCGAUUUAGCUGCGAACCUGCACAGUUCUCUCUAUCCAGUGAUGGCCAUGAAGCAUCGCAUAGUGGUGAAGAGAAUUGGCUUACAAUCUCCACACUAGGUAGUUAUUGCCAUGGCGUGGUGGAGUGCUCAGUCCAGGUUAGUCACGAAGACGAUGAGUUCUUUCUUGGUGUGGUGGAAGAAAGUUGUGAACCGCUUGAGGAAUGUACACCAGAGAGGCCAUUCUUGGGUUGGUGUAACUACAUCGACAAUGAAGAUUACAGUGUAGGCAACAACGCAAAGCUUGGUCAGCCAUGGCAAGAUGGUGACAUCAUAGCACUGCGGUUGGAUUGUGAUCAGCACACACUGACAGGAACACACCAGAGAUCUGGCCAGAGUGAGACCAUCGCUGUACCCAGAGAGAAACUGUGCUUUGGUGCGGAGGUGUGCAGCAUGGCACGGAUCAGCUUUGUGCGUUGA